UGUAUUUCAAACCAGCAAAUUUUUAGUCUAAAAAUGUCAAACGCCUUCCUUUGCCUUGUUAUCACAUGUCACAUUAUCUGCCCAGCCUGUAUUGCUGCUCCAGCAGGGACUUUAAGUGGGUCUCCAAGGAACAAGUUGCUGCUCAUCUCCUUUGAUGGCUUCCGUUGGGAUUAUGACCGGGAUCUUGAAACCCCCAACCUGGAUAAGAUGGCCAUGGAUGGAGUGAAAGCGAUCUAUGUUACACCACCCUUUCUCACCAUUACUAGCCCUGCUCACUUCUCGCUGCUAACAGGAAAUUUCGUGGAGAAUCACGGGGUGAUCCACAAUAUUUGGUUCAACACAACCACUCAGGAGAAGAAGCAGUACCAUGCAGCGCAGUUUGUCGAUUCCUAUUGGGACAAUGGCAGUUUACCCAUCUGGAUUACGGCACAAAGACAGGGUUUAAGAACAGGGUCUCUGCAUUUUCCUGGCACAGCUGCAACCUACAAAGGAGAAACAGUGAAUGUGAAGCAGGUGGAACCUCCUAUCUAUAAUCAUGGAAACGAGACAGAAUGGAGACUAAACAUCGAUAAGGUGAUUGGAGACUGGUUCCACCAACAGGACCUGGACUUUGUAUCCUUGUAUUUCGGAGAACCAGAUUUGGUUGGGCACAAAUAUGGACCUGAUUCCCCAGAACGCCGGGAGAUGGUCCAGCAAGUGGAUCGUACUGUGGGCUACAUCCGAGAUGAGAUCUAUUACCAUGGUCUGGCUGACCGACUCAACAUCAUCAUUACUGCUGACCACGGGAUGACUAAAAUCCUACCUGAAGGACAAAUUCAGAGGAUCGUCUUGUCUAAGAUUCCGGGAUUCAGCUUCAAGGAUAUUCAGUUCCAACUUUUAGAUUAUGGACCUGUUGGAAUGCUGCUUCCGAAAGAAGGGAAGCUGGAGAAAGUCUAUCAAGCUCUGAAGGGAGGACACCCUCACCUCCAUGUGUACAAAAAGCAGGACAUGCCAGAACGACUACAUUACAGUUCUCAUCCACGACUUCUUCCUAUCAUCCUCUUGUCUGACCCUGGAUACGUCAUCAGUGGGUUUGUACCAUUGCAAAUCAACAAAGGAGAUCAUGGCUUUGACAAUGAAGUCAUGGAUAUGAAAGCCUUCUUCAGGGCGGUGGGACCCAAUUUUCAGAAAAACCUGAUUGUCAAUCCGUUUGACCUGGUUAACGUGUACCCACUUAUGUGCCAUCUCCUUGGGAUACAACCGGAGCACAAUGAUGGACACUUGGACAAUACCAAACACAUGCUGACUCCUAAGAAAAACACGGGAAGCGACCAUGAUGGUGCAGAGGGCAACACUCAAACGGAGGUGCUGAUAGGACUGAUAUCCGUGACAGGGUUUCUUGUCCUUGUGUUUAUCGUCACCCUCUCCUACAACACGUACAAAAGGACAAAAGCAUAAGGUGUUAUGGAAGUCCGAUAUAAAUCAUAUUUAGGCAUAAACCUUAUCUGGAUGCCGCAGCACCCACACAAAAAAUGCGCCUUUCCGGGAGUCAAAGAAAGGGUCUUUGCUGUUAAUCCAUCAAGUGUCUCUCUGCAGUGCCAUUUUUCAGUCUUCCAUAAAGUGAAGUCUAUUCAAAUUAAUACGUGGGUAUCCAUACCGCAUCUUCUCUCAGGUCUGGAUCACGUAUUGAAAAUUUUGAAACAUUUACAACAGCUACUAUACAUUUUAAAUUCUAUAAAAUGACAUGAUUGUUAUUAUCAUACAGGUAAUAUUGUGAAUAAAUGAACUGGUGCACCAAACAGUACAUAGAGGUAAAUGAUACAUGAACUGGGGUCAAUUAUUAAUAACUCUUAGUCACUACUAUACAGAGGAACCCGCGUAACUGCCGGCCUGAGUCGACUUAGGCCAGCACUUAGGAUAGGUGUGAUUCAGUGGCUUUUGUCAACAUAAACAUGGAGAACCAAAUGAACAAUUUUUAUGAACAUUGUGCUGUAGCACUGUAAAUGUCCUCAUGAUCACUUUAGCCGCAACAUAUACUUUCUACUUACAAAGUGAUAAAACAUGAACACGAUGACUAAGCCACCUAAUUUACAAAAGCUUUGCACAUGUAUGAAGGUUUAUUUUAGUCUAAAAAGUAUCACUUGUUGAUAAUAAGAUAUGAUGACUGCACUAAUUAGCUUUGUUAUUGGCAUCUACAAAACAUGCAAGCCAUACUUAUUGGGCUUAACUCCGAUUUGCAGGCAAACACCACUGCCUCCUAUAGCCCAACACCUGAAUCACAGGUAACUACAAUAAUGAACUAUUUGGAAAAAAAGAUAUAAAAAUAACUGAAAACUUGUUGAAAAAUAAACAAGUGAUUCAAUUAUAAAUAAAGAUUUCUACACAUAGAAGUAAUCAUCAACUUAAAGUGGCCUCUUUUGGAAUUAUAAUAGAGAUCCAUCUGGAUUCAUGAACUUAAUUCUAAACAUUUCUUCACAAAAAGAGAAAUCUUUAACAUCAAUAUUUAUGGAAUAUGUCCACAAAAAAUCUAGCUGUCAACACCGAAUAUUGCAUUGUUGCAUU
This is a messenger RNA of Nerophis ophidion (straightnose pipefish), 2541 nucleotides long. Its product is annotated as ectonucleotide pyrophosphatase/phosphodiesterase family member 7-like. The record is from RefSeq and is a predicted model, not a curated record. The transcript is spliced from 5 exons. The coding region runs from base 34 to 1437 and encodes 467 amino acids. NCBI's taxonomy places the organism in Eukaryota, Metazoa, Chordata, Actinopteri, Syngnathiformes, Syngnathidae.